Messenger RNA from Carcharodon carcharias (great white shark), 1855 nucleotides. Its product is annotated as heme oxygenase 2-like. The record is from RefSeq and is a predicted model, not a curated record. Gene Ontology annotation, molecular function: heme oxygenase (decyclizing) activity; heme binding. Lineage: Eukaryota; Metazoa; Chordata; Chondrichthyes; Lamniformes; Lamnidae. Gene Ontology annotation, biological process: response to oxidative stress; heme oxidation; heme catabolic process. The transcript has 5 exons. Bases 236 to 1159 code for a protein of 307 amino acids.
GCUGACGUCACACCCACAAGCCGGAAACUGGCCCCGGGACCAUAGGUACCCGGAUGGAGCGAGGUCGGAGGCUUUUCGCUGAUUUUCUCCUUCUCCCGCCCAUUGAGCGUCAGCUUCAGCUCCCCACCUUCUGUGUCCCAGUGCGGGUCUGGCAUUUGUGUCCAAUUGUCACUUUCCGUUCCCAUUAGCUAUGGUCGACCUGAGCCGCAACUGUCGGCAGUGAAAAUCCCUGGAAAUGUCCUCCAGCAAAGGCGAGGAGAGCGCGGGGUUACCCAGUGAAGUGGAGGACGUGGAAAUGGACGGAGAAACCGUUAGUUCCACGGACCUCUCGGAGAUCUUGAAGGAAGGAACAAAAGAGUCUCAUGAUCGAGCAGAGAACACUCAGUUUGUGAAGAAGUUCCUGAAAGGCAAGAUUCGGCGAGAACUGUUUGAGUUGAGCACUGUCGCCCUCUACUUCACCUACUCCGCCCUGGAGGAGGAGAUGGAUAAAAAUGCACAACACCCUGGCUUUGCUCCUCUUUACUUCCCGCUCGAACUGCACCGCAAGGAUGCUAUAGCCAAGGACCUGGAGUACUUCUAUGGAACAGAUUGGCAGGACAAGAUCAAGUGUUCAGAGGCCACAGCAAGAUAUGUAGAGCGGAUCCAUCACGUUGGGGAAUAUGAACCCGAGCUGCUGGCAGCACAUGCCUACACCCGCUACAUGGGCGAUCUGUCAGGGGGUCAGGUGCUGAAGAAAGUGGCGCAGAGAGCCUUGUGCUUGCCCAGCACUGGAGAAGGCGUGCAAUUCUAUAUCUUCGACAACAUUUCCAACCCUGCUCGCUUCAAGCAGCUGUACCGAUCACGGUUGAACACUCUGGAGACCAGCAGGGAGAUCAGGGAGAGGAUUGUGGAGGAGGCUAACCGAGCCUUUUGCUUCAACAUGGAGGUUUUUGAGGAAUUAGAUAAGUUUGGAAAAACCCUGGGGGAAGUGGUGCAGGCACCUGGAGUCCGGCUCCAUGAUGGGAAAGGAGAUGCCCGGAAGUGCCCAUUCUAUUCUGAAAAAGGCAAUGAUGAAAUGGGGUGCCCGCUACACUCUGUGGUGGCUGUGGUGCAGAGCUGUGCUUUCCAGCUGGUGCUAGCUGUUCUUCUGGCACUCACUGCUGGCUGGUAUCUGCUGUGAUGUUUACUGCCAUAGACAGGGACUGUUCAACAAAGUGAUGCAAACAUCUGCCCAUCGCAGCACCCCCACCCCGCACCUCCCCUCCCUACUCAAAGAAGUAUUUGAUCUAUGAGAAUGGACACUGGACACCUACUUCAACUCUUGUCUCUUUGCAGUUUUUGGCCUUGGACACAGGCCCGUUAACUCUCAGCUCAAUAUUCUGCUGACUUUGUGUUUAUUGUUCAGGUAUGCACCACUCUAUAACUAAUGCCAUUGAGUAAGGUGUAAAUAUAGGUGGUUGGGAAUACGGAAUCCCACCUGUGACUGCCUCCCUGAAUUGUACAGUGUGUCCUCACUGUCACUGCUGUAGCUGCUUUUGUACAAACUGAUUUUCCAAUUUAUUUUGAAGGAGCACAACUAGUUACUGUAAUUGAUCAUAAAUACUCAAGACACGUCCGAACAUGUAUCUAACCACAGUGACCUCACUUUGAGAGGAUAAACUCCAUGUCUCUAGUUCAAUACUCACCUCCCUAUGGAUCUAGGCCUUGCUGAAAACCCUGAUUUAUUUUCAAGGCGUUGCCUGGUUGGGAUGCAAUUAAAUGUAACAUUGCGUGAAAUUACAUUUUCUUUAAUCAGUGAUUGGACCUGAAUACUUUCAGUAAGUUUGCUCUUUAUCCAAUGUAUUUAUGCUCUUGAUUAUUAAAUGUUCUAACAAGU